AUGUCUCGUUCCACUCUUUCCGUGCUUUUGGCCAUCGCUGUCACUUCAAAAUUCGCCCUUGCUCAACCCGACCCAGCUGACCCAACACCACUUGUCGACAAGACUUAUGCCUACCCGUCAGGAAUUCCCUACCAAGUCGACUACAACACUGCUGCUAUCCGUGGCCCUCAGACCGGCUAUAACAUCUGUAACUCCACCACACAGAACCAGAAUUCUUUGUGCCAAACCUCGAUGGUGAACCAUAUUGACGAUUUCUGCUUGUGGGCACCGCCCAUUCCUAACUCCACCAUCGGCGAUACCGAACAAGAGGAGGUCGCAUGGUGCACAAAGCCUGGCCACGGCACUCGUCUCAUCCCCAAUGGUGCCCUCCAGGGUGUUCAGUAUCUCGUUACAUCGGAGUACAUUCAAAUCGCUGGUUUUAUCGACCAGACUCAGAUUAACAUGAACGCUCAAGACUACGGAGGAGAGCUCGACCCUCAUGGUGCUGACCUUCGUGGGAAUCCUCUUGGGGGUUUAAUGUACUCCAACGCGUUCCCAAGCAACGGUGGCAACAACGACUCCUACCAGCAAGUUAUCGACUGGACGAACUUCAUGGGUGGCGAUGCUUUCUGUAUCACAAUUUGUGAUCCUGCUUCUAGCAGCGCAAACCAGUCCGCUUACUGCCAGAACAUCUACGACCGCAUGGGUUGCAGUUACAACAUGCCCAACAAUGCCCAGAACGGUACCUUCGAGGUUUGCGACUCUGAUCUCAAGAUUCCUGCUGGUCUUUACGUCACCGGCGGCGUUACUAUGACUUACAGCCAGCCAGAUUCCGCCGCUGUCAACCCACCUUACACAGCUUUCACUCCCGCCUCAUCCAACUGCGUGACUUACGCCAGCUCUGCUCUCUACACCGGUAUCGCCACCGUUACCCCUACUGGCGUCUCCGCUUCAGCAAGUGGCGGUACUGCUAAGGCCACUGGGACUGGCUCGAACUCAGCUGGUGCUGCUGCUGCAACUCAGACCGGCGGUGCCGUCGCUCUUGGCGUUUCGACCCUUGCGGGUGUCACCGGUACUCUCUUCGCAAUGAUCUUCCUCUCAUGA
Suillus fuscotomentosus is the source of this 1083-nucleotide messenger RNA. RefSeq lists its product as uncharacterized. The transcript has 5 exons. The record is from RefSeq and is a predicted model, not a curated record. NCBI's taxonomy places the organism in Eukaryota, Fungi, Basidiomycota, Agaricomycetes, Boletales, Suillaceae. Bases 1 to 1083 code for a protein of 360 amino acids.